AUGAAUGCAGCAGCUAGAAGACAAGACCAGUCUGUCUCAAAGGAUGCUGAUCGGGAGUAUGAAAUGGAAAAAGAAAAUGAACUUGACGAAUUUGAUUCAGACUUUAUUGAUACUGAAGACGAAAAUUGUACCGAUGGACAAGAACUUGAACGACAGAAGAAAUCCAAGAGAAAAAGGAAACCUGAAAAUAUUCAUUGGCUAGGGAAAAGACAAAACGUAACGGAAUGGAAGGCAAGGAUUAUCUAG
This is a messenger RNA of Acanthoscelides obtectus, 246 nucleotides long. Lineage: Eukaryota; Metazoa; Arthropoda; Insecta; Coleoptera; Chrysomelidae. The record is from the annotation of a GenBank genome assembly.